CGCACGCGGCCCACGCCACCAAAACGGGCGGCCUCCCUCCCUCCCGUCCGGCCCCACCACGACGCGAGAACCACCACCAUCAUAUAUACCCCGCCCAACGCCGCGGCCACCUGGCCAGCGCCCCCCAGAGAGCCCAGCCGGCCGCCUCGACCCCUCGACGGACCGCCGGCGACCAGGCGCGACCCGCCAGCCCGCCCGACCCCUCGGCUCCUUCUCCGACCCACGCGCUCGACUUGGCUCCCGGAUCGAUCCGCGCGCGAUGGGCAGCCUCGGCGGCGAGGAGCGGCCGGCGGAGGGGCGGAGGCGGCCGCGGUUCCUGUGCCUGCACGGCUUCCGCACCAGCGCCGAGAUCAUGCGCAAGCAGGUACUCGGGAAGUGGCCCGCCGACGUCACAGCGCGCCUCGACCUCGUCUUCGCCGACGCGCCAUGCCCCGCCGAGGGCAAGUCCGACGUCGAGGGCAUCUUCGACCCGCCAUACUACGAGUGGUUCCAGUUCGACAAGGGGUUCAUGGAGUACAGGAAUUUCGACGAGUGCCUCGCCUACAUCGAGGAGCUCAUGAUCAAAGAUGGCCCCUUCGACGGGCUGAUGGGUUUCUCCCAGGGUGCCAUUCUAUCCGCGGCGCUUCCCGGGCUCCAAGAACGAGGGCUGGCCCUGACUAGAGUUCCCAAGAUCAAGUACCUGAUAAUCAUCGGCGGCGCCAAGUUCCAGUCUCCCACACUGGCCGAGAAGGCUUACGCCAACAAGAUCAUAUGCCCCUCGCUUCACUUCAUCGGUGACAACGACUUUCUGAAAGUCCAUGGUGAGAAGCUCAUAGAAUCAUGCGUGGACCCGUUCGUAAUUCGUCACCCAAAGGGCCACACAGUUCCAAGGCUCGAUGACAAGAGCCUUGAAGUCAUGCUCCGUUUCCUUGAGAAGAUGGAGAAGGAGACAUCCGAGCAUGCAUCCACCGAUGUUGACGAAAAAGAAGUGUGCUUGUGAUAGGACUAGGUGACUAGCAUCUGAAUUCUGAAAACUUAUGGUACUCGUGCUGUAGAAUAAACAUUCAACUGUGGCCUCUCUAUUUUGAGGCACGGCUGUUCUGUACCUUGAUGAAAGAAUGAUCAUGUGUAUCUUUUAUUUACUUCAAACUGAAUAUCUCUGAACUGCAUGUUCAUGACA
This is a messenger RNA of Panicum hallii, 1159 nucleotides long. RefSeq names its product dihydrofolate reductase-like. Bases 260 to 979 code for a protein of 239 amino acids. The transcript has 6 exons. The record is from RefSeq and is a predicted model, not a curated record. NCBI's taxonomy places the organism in Eukaryota, Viridiplantae, Streptophyta, Magnoliopsida, Poales, Poaceae.